This is a messenger RNA of Ustilaginoidea virens, 2253 nucleotides long. RefSeq lists its product as uncharacterized. The transcript has a single exon. Bases 1 to 2253 code for a protein of 750 amino acids. NCBI's taxonomy places the organism in Eukaryota, Fungi, Ascomycota, Sordariomycetes, Hypocreales, Clavicipitaceae. The record is from RefSeq and is a predicted model, not a curated record.
AUGGCCCUCAACAACAUCAACAAUCUCCACGUCCACGUCCAAGUUGAUGAUGAUGCCCCACCCCCGCCCUACUCGGAAACCGACAUCUACUCCAACUCUGGGGCAUCUCAUACACCAACAACAAACACCACCUUGGCAUCGCCUCGUGCUGGUCUCGCCCCGCUAGAUGAUGCUGCUUCGCGAGAUUCGUCGUCCACCAGCGGCGAUGUAAUCUACACCCCUCCUCUUACGCCUCGGACGCCGUCAACAACGUCGCAUAGUCGGCCUGCGCAGCUUCACCUGCGACAACCGCAACCAGAGUCUGGCCCUGGACUGACCGGGGCCGCUCUCUACUUUGACUCGCGACCGGCUCCCGCUCCGACCGGGGCUCCUCCCAGGGAGACUCUUUUUCACACCGUCACGGUCGAGGAUACAUCUCUACCCGAGCACUUUCUGUACCAGAACGAAUGGGCUGCAAGAGACGUAACCCCCCAAGACUGGGCGACCUUUGUGAAUUUUCUGCUUCCGUCUCACAUCUUCAAGGAAAACGAAGCCGUCAUCGAACGGAAGUUGCGAGAGGAGGGCGGGAGCGAUGCUGCUUCGACCAGUGGCCGUUCUCAAGCCGAGGCGCAACUCGAUCACUUGCGGGAGAAUCCAGCAGCGACCACCAGGAGCAGACAAGAGAUUGAGGCAACGAUUCAUCAAUGGAAUGACGGCUUCUUCGGGCCAAGAGGAAUAAGCCUGAGCCUCGAUCCAGCAGGUGGCAGCGUUCGAAUGCCGGGUGGGUGGGAUGCUGGGUUGGAACAGCGUCUGCACCAGCACCAGCACGAGCAGAGGCAGCAGGACAGCAAGGCCGGACUUGGCGCUGAAAGCGGCCCUUCCAAUCGCGCAGGUCCUUCCUGGUCAUUUGGUGGCGGUUCGGGUUGGAAUCGUCAUGGUCGCGGCCAUGGUGACGGGCGUGGCGGGCAUCACGACCCCCAUGACCACGCACGCCAGCACCAAGUGGAUCGGCAAACUGAUGGCCGGGGUAGGAAGAGUUCCCAAGGCGAUGAAAAGUAUCAACGCUCGGGCUCCGUGUCGUCGGUUUCCUCGGCCUCCUCGAGCAGCUCCGAAUCCUCCAUUGGCUCGCUCCCGGAUUACGACCAAGUAAAGGACCACCAGCUGCCUCUGUAUGCGGAGAGACUGCGAGACUGGACCUCCCGCCCAGAGCAAGUGCGUACCAAGAACGAUGUCGACGACUUGAAGCUGGAACUGAAGCGAACAAAAGACGCCUCCAAAGACAUGCCGGCUGCUUGUGGCUUGGACAAGAAGGCUCUCAAAGCGCAGAUCAAGACCCUGCAAGCGCAGUGGAAAGCCAUCAAGAAGUCACAAAGGCAAACACGAAAAGCACGCAAACGAGAGCGCCGACAACGACGACGGGCUCAGAAACGGGAGAAAAGGCAGCAGAAACGAGAAAUGAAGAAGGCGUACAGGGAUGCGAAAAGGAGUCACGGUCCUAGUGGCACGCACUUUCCUCCAGCGCCUCCCCUUGCUCCGAUGCCCCUGAUGCCCCCGAUGCCCCCGAUGCUCCCGGCUGCUGCGAUGCCACCAGCGCCUCCUGCACCCCCUCUACCGCCGAUGCCGACUGCCGGCCCGGUUCCUCCUUGUUGGAACCAGAGCUUGCCGCCGGGACCGGGAGGUCCAUCGCAACGUGGCAUGUUCUUUGCCGGCCCGGAUGGCCCCCUUGGCCAACGGGGAGGACCAUUCGGUUCCCGCGGACCGCCUGGCGAACAAGGACCGCCAGGGCUGCGCGGUUUGUUCGGAGGAAGGGGCUUUGGUCGGGGCAACGGCGGCAGAGGGGGUGGCCCCUGGGGCGGGAGAGGCGGCCCAUUUGGAGGUCCUCGGGGAGGACCGUUUGGCGCCAGUCGGGGGAGAGGAAGAGGGCGAGGCAAAGGAAGCCCGCGCGACGCACCUGGGGCGUGGCCGGAGGAGGCCGAUGGCGAACGCGGUCAAGAAGCCGGCGUUACUUUGGCGCCGCCGUGCGCGCCGCCGUGCGCGCCGCCGCCUCGGCCUGCGCCAGGAGCAGCUUCCUUGGCCAAGUAUGAAGCGGCGGACCGUAUCAAGGAGGAGAUUGCCGAGCUGAGCAGCAAGGGUGCUGAUCUCAAAGCUGGCGCGGAGAAGAGAGCCACGGAGAAGCAGAUUGAGGCCCUGACGGAAAAGCUGGAGGCGGCGAGGAUGGAAGCAGACGAGGCAUAUGCCAAGGAGAUGGCGGCCAAAGACGCCGGGCACUACUAG